Anoplophora glabripennis (Asian longhorned beetle) is the source of this 1930-nucleotide messenger RNA. RefSeq names its product serendipity locus protein alpha. The transcript is spliced from 11 exons. Gene Ontology annotation, biological process: cell-cell adhesion; cell migration; cellularization. Gene Ontology annotation, cellular component: membrane; catenin complex; cytoplasm. Gene Ontology annotation, molecular function: actin filament binding; beta-catenin binding. Lineage: Eukaryota; Metazoa; Arthropoda; Insecta; Coleoptera; Cerambycidae. The record is from RefSeq and is a predicted model, not a curated record.
AUGGCUCUAAUGAAAAUCAAUAACAUUAAGUUCCAAAUAACCGAAUGCAAUGAAUUUAUGAAAACUUUAACUGGUUACAUUUUAAAUAGUAAAGAUGUUUUAAACUGGUUUGAAAUCCUUUGCAAACAUCUUGCAAAAAUAAUUUUGGAAAUUUGUGAACUGAAGAAGGAAUUAAAGGGAAAAUUGGAAAAAGGAAAUAGAGACACUUUAUUAUUGUAUUUAAGUCAAUUGUUAACUUCUUUAUCACUGUUAAUUAAUAUUUUUGUUAGAGAAUCUGAAGUUGAAGAGGCUCUAACUGAAGCUCGUCUCUGUGCAAAGAAACAAAUAACAUGGUGUUUAGAUGGCAUUGUGGAAACACUAUCGUCCAACAAGAGUAUAUUAGACCCUUCGGGUAGUUUUAUUAAGUGGAUGGAUUCGGCUCUCGAUAAAAUUGCCGAAAUAGAUACGAGUAAAAACAAAGAGAUUAUAGAAGCAAUCUGUAAUGACGCCAAGGCACUGUUUGAGGAGGUGUUGUGUCACGCCAUGUCUAUUGCUCAAGUAGCCUUACAAGAAGAUUGCAAAAUUAUUAGAGGAAGCAGUCAAACGGUUUUAGAUUCUUUGGAUUCAUUAACGAAAGAGAUAAACAAAGCGGUAGCAAAUUCGUCUAUGAUAAAUUUAUUCAUAGACUCUUGUACCGAUAAACUUUGUGCAUUGGAAAGGAGGGUGAAUACGGCUGUCCUAAAACUUUGCUUAAAAGUUUUUUCAGAGUAUACGGAUGCUUUAGAAGUAAUACACAAAUUUUGUUUCGAUAAGGAAAAUAUUGGACAAACGGAAGAAUUAGAUUCGCUAGUGGCCGAUUUUGAUUUGCAUGUUGAUCGUAUAAUGCAGAUUGGACUCUUUGCUGUUUCUUGUUCAACAUGUACUAAUCGCGGUAUAAAAAUAAGGAGUUGUCUAGCCAGUCUGGAAGCUCUCGAAUGUGAAUUAGUGCCUGCGUUUACCUCUGCACUGUUAGAGAGGUCUGUGCAUAAUAUCAAUCUGGCAUUGUUACUGAAAAAUCACUGGUUACAGCAAGCGAAUAUCUUGAAACAACAUAUUUUUCUCAUAAUCGACCCAUUUGCGUUUUGCCAGGUGAUAUUUGAUGAAAACAAGCAGAUAGUCGACGAAAUCUCCGAGAUAGUCAGAUCUAAGGAUUCUGUUUUAGAACAAAAAGCUUUAGAACCGUUAAUUGGUCAAUCGAAAGUGCUAAAGGAUUUUGUGACUACAAUUUUAAAGGAGGAACAAGUAGAAAAGGACGUGGAAAGUACAAAAGAGCAUUUUAACAAUUUCAAAAAAGUUCUUCACGAAGUAAAUUGUGCCGCUAAAAUUUUCCUGGGGGGCCCAGAAAAGAAUUGUGGUAAUAAUUAUAGACUGUUAAAGAGAUGCAAGAUAUUAAUUUCGACUACGAGGAAAGUUUGCCAGUGUUUCCUCGAAGAAGAUUUUGAGGCUGAAAAUAAAACCUCAUUGGAGGAUAACUAAAAACUCAAACCGACGGGAAACCCAUUUUUGGAUCACAUAAUCAACAGGGGAAAGCAGAUUUUGAAAGAUCGCAGCGUGCUGUACAAAAGUUCAACGAGAAGUGACACGUUUAAUGUGCAAGCGUCGACUUUUAAAAAAAUUUACCAGAUGAAAGAGCGGAACAAGCCGAUCCCUCUUUCAAAACUCGUACACCUCCGAAAACUGAGCUUUAUGAAUUCUGCGGUUAAAAACGAGACGUCAGAAUUGCACAUGACAGAUAUUCUGAACGAACUCAACAAUCUAACAAACACAUUCACGAAAUAAGGCAAGACAUCUUAUUCCAAAUAAUUUAUUAACUUAGAAACAAUAAGAUAAGAGAGAAUGGUCACAAUACCUCGGAAGUAUCUUAGCUUUUUUAUUUUUUAAUACCGACAACAAUAAACUGGUUUUACCUACA